AUCCGUGACUGUUGUGUUAGCUGGAAAUUCAGCUAACUGAUAGUCAUUGUCGUUAUUGUAGAUGAUUGUUUGUUAGGUUUGAGUAGGCAUACCCGGAAUUAAUUAUGCGUCAGUCAAAUAUUGAGAUGGACGUCGAUGACAAACCUUCAAAAGGGGAAGGGUUGCGACAGUAUUUCAUCACAAAAAUUGAAGAACUGGAAUUAAUUGUGGCUGAGAAGAGUCAGAAUUUGCGUCGCCUUCAAGCUCAGCGCAAUGAACUCAAUGCAAAAGUUCGAAUGCUUCGUGAGGAAUUGCAGUUACUCCAAGAGCAAGGCUCAUAUGUCGGAGAAGUUGUGAAACCUAUGGACAAGAAGAAAGUUUUAGUUAAAGUUCAUCCUGAAGGGAAAUUUGUUGUAGACCUUGACAAGAACAUUGACAUUAAUGAUGUCACAGCUAAUUCGCGUGUUGCACUCCGUAAUGAAAGUUACACACUACACAAAAUCCUUCCAAAUAAAGUUGAUCCUCUAGUAUCUCUCAUGAUGGUGGAAAAAGUUCCUGACAGUACUUAUGAAAUGGUUGGAGGUCUGGAUAAGCAGAUCAAAGAGAUUAAGGAAGUCAUUGAGCUUCCUGUGAAGCAUCCAGAAUUAUUUGAUGCUCUGGGCAUAGCGCAACCGAAAGGUGUACUUUUGUACGGACCACCAGGAACAGGUAAAACCCUGCUUGCCCGAGCAGUGGCCCAUCACACUGAGUGCACAUUUAUUAGAGUCUCAGGGUCUGAAUUGGUGCAGAAAUUCAUUGGUGAAGGUUCAAGGAUGGUACGAGAACUGUUUGUUAUGGCCAGAGAACAUGCACCUUCUAUUAUCUUCAUGGACGAAAUAGAUUCCAUUGGAUCAUCUAGGAUUGAAUCAGGGAGCGGGGGUGAUUCUGAAGUACAGAGAACCAUGCUGGAGCUGUUGAACCAGCUUGAUGGAUUUGAGGCUACAAAAAAUAUUAAGGUGAUUAUGGCUACCAACAGAAUUGAUAUUUUGGAUCCUGCCUUACUUCGACCAGGGCGUAUCGACCGUAAGAUUGAAUUCCCACCUCCAAAUGAAGAAGCUCGUUUGGACAUUCUGAAGAUCCAUUCUCGAAAAAUGAAUCUGACCCGAGGUAUCAACCUCCGCAAGAUUGCAGAACUUAUGCCUGGGGCAUCUGGUGCCGAAGUUAAGGGAGUGUGUACCGAAGCAGGAAUGUAUGCUCUUCGUGAACGCCGGGUGCAUGUGACUCAAGAGGACUUUGAGAUGGCAGUAGCCAAAGUCAUGCAGAAAGACUCUGAGAAGAACAUGUCCAUUAAGAAACUUUGGAAGUAAAUUCUAUUACUGGGAAUUUGACAUAACAUGUGGCAGCCAUAUGUGGAGCACAAAUAUGUGUGUAAAAUGUUAAAAAUGUAUGUGCAGUAUAGAGAUGCGCUUUACCAAAAUUACUGGAAUGUUACUUCCAAAACUUCCCAGAUACAUUCAUUUACAAAAGUAAAGGUAAUUUCUGUUCUGUACUAUGCAAUUUGCACAGUUCAUGUUAGUUUCUAAAUUGAAUAGAAAUGGAUUUAACAAGUACUGGCCUCUGCUGUACUCUUAGUAUUCAGGCAGAAUGAUAUUUUUCCAACUACACUUUGCAUUAUUCACGGCUUUUUAACUACUGCAGAAUGUAAAUUUCAGUAUUGUGAUGUAUUGUAACCUAUGUCUGCACUUUGAAUUUUGUCACCAACAAGAAAUCACAUAACUGAA
Molecule: messenger RNA, 1739 nt
Organism: Cryptotermes secundus
Lineage: Eukaryota; Metazoa; Arthropoda; Insecta; Blattodea; Kalotermitidae
Gene: Rpt6
Product: 26S proteasome regulatory subunit 8
Exons: 8
Coding region: 105-1325 (406 amino acids)
Biological process (GO): proteasome-mediated ubiquitin-dependent protein catabolic process
Cellular component (GO): proteasome regulatory particle, base subcomplex
Molecular function (GO): proteasome-activating activity; ATP hydrolysis activity; ATP binding
Source: RefSeq, a predicted model, not a curated record